Molecule: messenger RNA, 2558 nt
Organism: Trichobilharzia szidati
Lineage: Eukaryota; Metazoa; Platyhelminthes; Trematoda; Strigeidida; Schistosomatidae
Source: the annotation of a GenBank genome assembly
GGCGUCCAUUCGAAAUGGGUAGCAAUUGGGACGAUUUUGAGAAAACACUUCGAAAAUACUUACCAAACAGUGAUGAACAAAUCGCUGAAAUAUUGAAGAGAAAAUUUUUUCAGACAAGCUGUGAAUUUCAGAGAUCAGAAACUGCUAAAACACUAUUAGAUAAAUGUAUUACAGGCAUUGUUUCCAAUCCAGACAGAUUAUAUGUCCUCUUGAAUGACUUGAAAACCACUUUGAGAUUACAUAUACAGAAAGUUGAAAAAAAGCAUCAUUCAGGAGGUAUUACAAAGCGUCGUUUAGACUUCAAAACACUUUCUCAUGAAAGUUCGCAUACCAAAUCACAGGAUUCUUUAAAUAAUGGCAUUGAUCAAACUUCAUCAAAGCCUUCGUCUUUAGUGUCGGAUGAUGACGAUGUUAUUAUCGUUGACUCACCAGAUAACCCAGGCCCAAGCGUUGUACAGUCAACAUCAAAAGUUGAUGAUUUGCAAAAUCCAACCACUUCUUCAGCAGCGGAAGAAGAAAAAUUAAAAUCCACUGAUGAGAGUGAUACGAAUAGCACUGAUUUUCAAAGCGAACGCAAACAAAAAUUGAUCGCUCGUCUAGAACUUCUUCUUGUACGUCUCUCUCAAGCUAUUCGAGAGUUAGAAGAAAAAGAAAUAAAUCUUGAUGAAUUAGACUCAUCUGAUUCCCCCUAUCUGAAAUUAGAUACUUUAAAACGUCAAUAUCUAAAAGCUUGGCGUCGACUUUGUGAAAUACGUAAUGUGGCUCGGAUAUCUGGAAGGAUAUUGCGUCAAAGAUUCACUUAUAAGGGUUGUCAGUAUUCAAAAGUGAAUGAAAAGAUUGAAGAUCUAAUUAAUAAGAAAAAAUUAUUUCCUGAUUGCACUGAUAUUUAUCGGAUAGUUGCUUCUGUAAACAAGGAGGAGAAUUUAAAUUUGACCGGAUCAACUGUAAAAUCUAUGGCUCGUGAAAUUUUUCUCGAUGUUGGACAUUUAUUAAAACAACGACGUCAAGAUGACUUGAGGCAUGAUUUCGGUUGUCAUUUAACUGAUGAUUUAUGUGAAGACGAUGAUCCAACGUAUUCAGAUCGAGAUUUACGCAGAAGGCUAAAUGAAAAUAAACGCCUUGGUGAUAACAAUUUAAACAAGGUAUUCAAACACUUCAUUGAUCUCCAAUACACUGUCCAGUCUGCUCAACCAACACUCCAGGAUUCUGAUGAAAAAAGUCGAACUAUGCAUACUGUUGACCAACAGAUUAACACAACUGAUCCUAGUUCUGUUGCAUCAACCUCCCAACAGGAAACUUGUCCCUUAGAAAAAGCAACUAAUGAUUCAAAAGAUCCUUCAAAAGCUGAGAAUUCUUCAGAUACUUCUGAUGAAGUGCUUACUUUGAGUUCAGAUUCUGAGGAGGAGGAGGAGAAAGAUGAUAAAGAUGAUGAUGAUGUUAGAAAAUCCCUUAAUUCUUCUGCAGUGGUUAAUGCUUCUUCUUCUGCUUCUACUUCUUCUUCAGUUCCAGUCUGUGAUACAAAAAUUUCCACAACCAGCGAAUCCCAAUUAUCGCCUACACAUGAUCAUCAAAUUCAUUCCAUGCCUAAGAGAAAUUCUGUUGUCGACGACUCAUCGAAAGUUGAUUCUCCAACAACAAUUAAUCUAGUUGAUGAUGAUACUUCUUCUUCUUCUUCUUCUCCUUCUCCUUCUUCGCCAACAUCUUAUUCAGUUCCAGAACCUCCAAAAAAACUACCUAGGUCACAGUGCACCUUCCCUUUGCAUACUCCACCCUUUAUGUCAAAUAUUAAUAAUAAUAGUAAUAGAUUUACUUUUCCAACACCAAUUGCCCAAGAAACAAGACAAUCUAGUCAAAUUGUAACUGUUGCUACACGAUUUGGUCCGCAUGGAGUUGAAACAACAACACGUCAUCAUGUGGCUAGUGCACAUAUUGUCCAUCGUUAUCCUAACACGACAACAUUAAUAACAAGUAGAACAACUAGUCAACAAUUCACUAACGGGACAUCGUACAAUCCAUACCAGCCAUCAAUAGGAGUAGUAACCCAUGGAGAUAUGCAUUCACCGCAGCGUUUCACACAUGCUACACCCGUCAGUAGUAGGAAUCCUGCUCCUCCUCCUCCUCAUCAUCAUCAUCCGAAUGUGGUAAAAUUCUCAUCUUUAUCGAAUUCAAUUUCAAGGAUACAACAGAUCGCACCGGGGAACUUGCCUACUAGUAUACCACCGACUCCUACUCCUACUCCCACUUCUACUACUACUACUACUACUUAUGCAAAUGAAACUAUCGAAAUUGAUUAAUUCUCGUUGUUCUUAUUGUUGUUUAUAUGAAUUUUUGCAGUGAAUAAGAUUCCUUAUUAUUAUUUUUUUUCCACUUGACUAUGUUGAGGUAUUGUGCGAAUUACUUGCUUGAGUGUGUGUUACAACAGUGUACAUUAUUUAGCUGGUUAUUAUGUUCGUUUCAGCUGGCAUAGUAGUGUGGCGACAUAUCGUUUAUUUAGGAAAUCAACAGAUAUUUAUAGAUUUUCAUGUACAUUAUUGAUUAUUGUAAGCAAAUAAACACAG